AUGGCCGCUGCAGGGCCGCCGCCGCCGCCGGCCAAACUUCGCCCGCCCCCGGCCCCGCCGCUCCGCCACCGCCGCCCCCGGGGAGGCGCGGGCCGAGGCGGGGCGGGCGCCGCCGGCCGCCCUCCUCCGGCACCCGGCGCCCCCGCAGCGGCCCCCGGCGAAACUUCGUCCGGAGAGGAGGAGCGGAGCCGGGACAGGACCUGGGCCGAGGGCGGUUUUGCCUUCUCUUCUUCCUCCUCCUCCAGCAGGCGGGGGGCGAGCCGCCGUCAGGGGCUGCUGCUCCUUUUCCUCCUCCGUCUGGCUCCCCGCUCGCCUCCUUUCCGCCCCCCCGGGCGGCGAAACAACUUCUCCUCCUCCUCCUGUCGCCUGCCCGCGGGAGGGGACCGCCGGGAGCAGGAGCCGCGGGGAGCGCCGCCGCUUCCCGGCACCCCGCACCCCCGCGGGGCAGUCGGGAUAACUUCUCUCCGCCGCUCGCCGCAGCCACACGGCCGGGAGGGGGUGCGGGGAGACGGGCUCAGCUCCAGGCGCCUCCUUUCAUCGCCGGGCGCACGCAGCCAUAUUGGCUACACAAAGCUGCCGCCUGCGCCGAGACGGGGCUGCGGCAUCGCAUCGCCCGCCCCGCGCCGCCCGCCCGCCGCAGCGGCCGCCGCUCCCCCGGCCCGCUCCGGCCCGGCCCGGCCGCCGCCCGCCCCCGGCCGUCAGUCAGGGGCGCCCCCGGCCCCCGUGCGGCGCCGAGCGGGGCGGGCCGGGGAGGGACCCGCGGCGCGGCCUGCCCGAGGUUCCGCCGCUCCUCCCUCCGGGGCUCCGCCGGGCCAGGACGGGGUGCCCGGGCCGGGUGUCUCGGCGGCGAGACAAAGGCGGCGCUGCCGCGCUGCUGACGGGCCGGGCCGGGGCCGGGCGGGCCGUGCCGCUGCCCACUCCCAAGGCGGGAGCGGCCGCCUGUUGAGGCUGCCGGAGUCGGCACCGGGCGGCAGCUCCAGGCGGCAAGGUUUAUUUCGUCCUAAACCGGGAAAAGCUAAACGUCAAAAUGUGACAGACUGCUUACGGGCUUUGUCCAUUAGAAUUUGCAAAAACAAAAGUUUGCAAAGGAGAUCUAAACACUAG
This is a messenger RNA of Zonotrichia leucophrys gambelii, 1104 nucleotides long. Its product is annotated as collagen alpha-1(I) chain-like. The transcript has a single exon. Lineage: Eukaryota; Metazoa; Chordata; Aves; Passeriformes; Passerellidae. The record is from RefSeq and is a predicted model, not a curated record. Bases 1 to 1104 code for a protein of 367 amino acids.